This is a messenger RNA of Ailuropoda melanoleuca (giant panda), 3194 nucleotides long. It is a transcript of the gene GDF2, whose product is annotated as growth differentiation factor 2. The transcript is spliced from 2 exons. The record is from RefSeq and is a predicted model, not a curated record. Gene Ontology annotation, cellular component: extracellular region. Gene Ontology annotation, molecular function: cytokine activity; growth factor activity. Gene Ontology annotation, biological process: BMP signaling pathway. Bases 151 to 1440 code for a protein of 429 amino acids. Lineage: Eukaryota; Metazoa; Chordata; Mammalia; Carnivora; Ursidae.
GUGAGAGCCUGUGAACCGGCCCAGGGGCUCCGUGCAGAGCCCUCCGCAGGAAAAUGCGGGCCCGCUCCUUCCGGGCUCCUCCCCGCGCCCCCUAACACACCCGGGCCGCUGCCCGCAGUCUCCUGUCCAGGGCGACAGCGCCGUCCCAACAUGUGCUGCGGGGCGCUCUGGGUGGCCCUGCCUGUGCUCUCCCUGCUGGCCGGCUGCGUGCAGGGGAAGCCGCUGGAGAGCCGGGGGCGGGCGUCGGUGGCGGGAGAUGGGCACCGCUUGCUCGGGGGGCCGGGUGGUGAGCGGGAGGGGGGCACCUUCGACCUGAGGAUGUUCCUGGAGAACAUGAAGGAGGAUUUCCUACGCAGCCUCAACCUCAGCGGCGUCCCUUCCCAGGACAGAACCCGAGCGGAGCCACCGCAGUACAUGAUCGACCUGUACAACCGGUACACCACGGACAAGUCCACCACCCCCGCGUCCAACAUCGUGCGCAGCUUCAGCGUGGAAGAUGCUGUGUCUCUCACAGCCACAGAGGACUUGCCCUUCCAGAAGCACAUCUUGCUCUUCAACAUCUCCAUUCCUAGGCAUGAGCAGAUCACCAGGGCUGAGCUCCGACUCUAUGUCUCCUGUCAAAGUCAUGUAGACGCUUCCCACGAGCUGAGAGGCAACAUGGCCAUUUAUGACGUUCUGGAUGGAGCAGAUGUUUGGGAUGUUUCUGCAGGGACCAAGACAUUCCUUGUGUCCCAGGACAUUUCGGAGGAGGGCUGGGAGACCUUUGAGGUCUCCGGUGCUGUGAAGCGGUGGGUCAGAUCAGACGCCACCAAGAGCAAGAAUAAACUGGAAGUGACUGUGGAGAGUCACAGGAAGGGCUGUGACAGGCUGGAUAUCAGUGUCCCCCCAGGCUCCAGAAACCUGCCCUUCUUCGUUGUCUUCUCCAAUGACCGCAGCAAUGGGACCAAGGAGACCAGGCUGGAGCUUCGGGAGAUGAUAGGCCAUGAACAGGACAGUAUGCUCAAGAAAUUGUCCAAGAAUGGUCCAGGUGAGGCAGGUGACAACAAGGAUGAGGAAGACAGGGACGGUCACGUGGCCACAGGGUCAUCUUUAGCCAGACGGAAGAGGAGCGCCGGGGCCAACAACCACUGUCAGAAGACCUCCCUGCGGGUGAACUUCGAGGACAUCGGCUGGGACAGCUGGAUCAUUGCACCCAAAGAGUACGAUGCUUAUGAAUGUAAAGGCGGCUGCUUCUUCCCCCUGGCUGAUGACGUCACCCCCACGAAACACGCCAUUGUACAGACCCUGGUGCAUCUCAAGUUCCCCAUGAAGGUGGGCAAGGCCUGCUGCGUGCCCACCAAACUGAGCCCCAUCUCCAUCCUCUACAAGGAUGACAUGGGGGUCCCCACCCUCAAGUACCACUACGAAGGGAUGAGCGUGGCAGAGUGUGGGUGUAGGUAGUGCCGGCCUGCGGGCAGGGGGAAACAGGGCGGGGGGCUCCUGUGUCCCUCUGGGCAUGACGGGGACUAAGUCUGCCUGUGUGCCAGCCUGAAGGAGGAAAGGGAGCUGCCACGUUCGGGAGGUAGAGGCCCGCCCACCCCCAGUAUACACCACUGGGUCCAACUGCAGGGGAAGGCAACGGCGGGGGUGGGGGGCGGGUACUGGGGAGGAGAGGAAAGCCUAGAGGGAUUGUUGGGGUGCAAGGGGAGACAAUGAAAAGAGGACAAGAGAAAAAUAAUCCGGAGUCAGCAGAACGAGGCAGGGGAGUAUGGACAGACGAGGUGCGGAGAUUUAUGGGAAUUAAAGGAGGCGAGAAGGAUGGGGUGCACUCCAGUAAGCUCAGGGAGUGAAGGGGGCAGGGAUAGCCACGUGCUCUAUACCCAUCAUUUCACGGAUUCCCACAACUCAGUGAGAUGGGUGUUACGAGUCCCGAUUUACACAUGCGGAAACCAAAACGCAGGCAGUUCAAGUAACAGCGGUUAACGGCAUGGUUCCAACCCGUAGGUCUGUGUAGGUCAGUCGACCACCACAGCCCAGGAGCUUCUCAAAUACCCCAUCCAAGUUUAUCAGGUCAUCUUGCAGCGAAAGCACAAUUAGAUACCGGGAGGCUGGGAGCGUGGGGCAAGCUGGACUCAGCCCUGGCCAGGAACCACCAGUAUGACUGGGCUGCUUGGAGCCACCGGGGCACAUUCUGGCUGCUUGCUGCCUGUGCUGCUUCAGUGGCCCAGUGCUUUUUAAGGUGAUGCUCGAGUCACUGAAAAACUCCCCCAUGGAGAGAGUGCGUGACAGGAGCCCUCGGGUUGCAGUAUGGACUGGGGCUGGAGAGACUUGGACCUGCUGGCACAAUGCUUGUCCCACCAAUGGCUCCCGCGGGGCCACCAGCUGCCCGUGGCCUCAAACGGUGUGAUGGUUUGGGAAGAGCAGGCACGAUCUACCCUGAGGGAUGGGGCAGCCUACAGUUCACAUGGCUGCGGUGCAUUUACUCAGCAUAACCAGCUCGCCAACAUAGCACAUCCGUGGGCUUUCCUCCCACCAGACUCCAUGGGAGACAGGACCUGGAUUUGAAUUUGUUGGAAUAAAUGUGCUCUUGCUUUGGUAUUUGCAAUGUCCCUAUUUUUACUUUUGGUGACAGGUACUCAAGUGAUGACGUCCAGCCUUCCUGGGUGAGGGUCCCCAGCCACUGAGGAACUCAGGUCUUUAUUGGCCACGGCCAGCUCUGCCCACACCUGUUGGCUUUCUUCAGCUGUGUGUGUACAGCUCUGUCUUGGGCUUGGGCCUCAGGACUUGACUCAGCCCCCACUGACCCCAAGAGAGGACAGAGUUUCCAUUUCCUCUGAGUGUCGUUCUCUCCUCUGACUCUAGAGGCCCAGGUGGAAUGGGGUGGAGUGAGGAAGAGUCGGGAAGUGGUGAUGAUUCCACUCCAUGGCCUUUCUGACUGCUGGCCAGAGCAGAGCCUCAAGAGGCCUAGAGAGAACUGGGCCUUUCCCACUGGUUGAGGAUCCCAGUAUGUUCUUUUUUUGUUUUUUUUUUUUUUAAUGGUGUGUGUUGAAUGUUUACGUGGAACUAAUGAAGAGUUUAACACAUUAAUACAAAUUAAUUAAUUUAAAUACAGCUAGUUACUGGAGUUGUAGAAAACACUAAUUUCUGGUAGGACAAUGUCGCUCAAUCAUAAAGAUGGACGAGGGACAUCUUUUAGUACUGGUGGUGUACUUCUG